GGCGGGGCCUGAUGCCUAGGGGCGUGGUCUAGCACAGCCGUGAUCCCUGCAGAUCUGGCCUGGGCGGGGCCCGGCGGAGCUGGCCUGGGCGGGGCCCAGUGCUGGCCGAGGGACCUAAUGUCCGAGAGCUGGCCAAAGGCAGUGGCCCGAGCCCAGCAGGGACCGGCGGCGACUAGAUCCCAGGGCCACUCCAGUUCCUCUAGCUCUGAGCCCUGAGAUUGGCCUUGGGUCAGACCGUUUAGGGUUUGGAGCACUGAGCUCGAACCCCCGACGCCGGAGAUUUGGGUUCGAAUUCUGACUCUGUUGCCAACUCGUCCUGCGGCUUUGUCCAGGUGCCCUGCUGUCUCUGGGCCUGUUUCUUCUAUAAAAUUCAAGGCAUGGAUGUGCCCUGUAAAGUGUGGACUGCCAACUCCCCUCACCGAAAUCUACUGGGACAGGGAGUUCUUAUUAAACACGUGGAUACCGGGCUCGGUCCCAGACGCCGGGAGCCGCGGGCAUCUGCAUUUGUAACAAACUACCCUGGGGAUUCCCAUAAGCCCCUUUGAAAAACCGAGGAUUAGAGGGUGUCUGAGGGCCCCUCCCUGAGAUAGCCGCGCCGUGCAGGGAGGAUUCUGUGAGGGGCAUACGCAGACUUUCCUGGGUCGGAGUGCCCAAUCAUAACACCACCCGACCCAACUUCUCUAAACUGAAGGUGCCUCAAGUCUAGCCUAGGGGGAGGGUCGUUUACCAAGAGUCCUGACAACCAAGCCCCAUGUGAGCAGGAAGACAAGGCACUGGGAGAGGAAGCAGCUUGCCCAAGGUCACAACGUCAGUAGAGGGUCGAGCCAGAGUUCAACUCAGGUUCAGGGACUCAAGGUGCAGUGCUCUCCCCAGGUCUCCUCCCUGCGCCUGGGUUUAGGGGCGCGAGUCUGUCCCGCUGGGAGUGGAACCCGGGCUGCCUAGGAGCCUGACUUCUGGCGCGAGAAGAUCCUAGCCACCUACCCUUCCCGCCCGGCUUCGACGCCCGCGCAGGGGCUGACGAGUGGUCCCUUAGGACUGAGACCCGGCUCCUGGCUCCCGGCUUCCGCUGGGGGCGGAGCCAUAUACAAGUGACAGACUAGCGGACCAAUGGAGCGCGGGCCCUAGGCCCGACAGCCAAUCCUGAGAGGGGGUGCGGAGCAGGCAGGGAAGCGGGGCGGUGCGGGUCGCUGGAACGUCGGGGACCCCAGGAGACUGCUCUCCCGGCCCCACCCCCACCUUCGGUCCGGGCCCUGUCCACGCUGGCCUAAGCAGGCAGAGCGGGCGCUCGCAGCUGCGAGCAGUGCGCCGUAGCGAACCCGGCUCGCUGCUCCGAGCGUGCAGGGAGGGAGGACCUCGGGUCGGACCUGCCAUCCCCCCACCAGCCCCAGGCCUCGGGGUUCCCCCCGCCCCGGCCUCCCGCCCGCUGCCACCACCCCCAGCCUUUCCGACUGAGCUCGGCGCCUCGAAUUAAGUAAGUACUGAGAUCGCCGCUUCUGUGCGAGGAUGGAGGAAUCAGAGUGGCGGAAGCGGGGAUGAGGACUGGGGCAGGGAAGACUGAAGGACCUGGAGGAGAACGUACCCGGGGAGGCAGGGGACUCCCUUUAUCCAAGGGGGUGGCAGGGGCCACAGGCUGGAGCACUCCUAAUGUAGGGAGUGAGUGGGCAGACUGACUGACUACGGGCAGCCUCUCGACCAGGGCCCUCUCAGCGUCAGCAUGAACUCCAGGAUCUCAUCUACUAGGGGCUGGUUCAGCAGCCGCCCGCCUACCUCUGACCCUGACCUGGAGCCUGCCACAGACGGGCCAGCCUCUGAGACCACCACCCUCAGCCCAGAAGCCACCAGUUUUAAUGGCACUAGAAUGCCUGACAUGGUUGGUGGCCCAGCUGGCGUAGGCACAAUGCUUCUGUCCUUUGGGAUCAUCACGGUGAUUGGCCUGGCUGUGGCUGUGGUUUUGUACAUCAGGAAGAAGAAGAGGCUGGAGAAGCUGCGCCACCAGCUCAUGCCCAUGUACAACUUUGACCCCACGGAGGAGCAGGACGAGCUAGAACAGGAGCUGCUGGAACAUGGGCGAGACGCUGCCUCCCUGCAGGCCGCUGCCUCUGUGCAGGCCGUGCAGGGCAAGACUACCCUCCCCUCCCAGGGCCCGCUGCAGAGGCCCAGUCGGCUGGUGUUCACUGACGUAGUCAACGCCAUCCACGCGUGAGUGGCCUGGGGACAGGCCUGGAGUUCUGAUGGUGAUGCCCGCCACAGUGCCCACACAGCUGCCCAUUCCCUGAUCGUCAAGACCUACUCAGGACCUGCCCUGCUGAGGCAGGAAAGGGCCAGCCCGGGCCCCAGCUGUUCUCUGCACACCCACCUGCUGACUCUCCAGGCUCUAAGAGUGCCCCCUGGCUGGGCUGGUAUCUCGCCACUGACCUCCCUUGGCCUGACCGCCCUGGUGGAGGGCAGUCCUCAUGCUGGGAAGGUCAAGAGCCACUGCUGGCUUCCUUGUGUCCUGUCCAGGUCCUUCACAUCAAGGUCUGCUCCUCUGAAUGUGGAAGAAAUGGGGGGAACGUAG
Molecule: messenger RNA, 2557 nt
Organism: Loxodonta africana (African savanna elephant)
Lineage: Eukaryota; Metazoa; Chordata; Mammalia; Proboscidea; Elephantidae
Gene: C22H3orf18
Product: chromosome 22 C3orf18 homolog
Exons: 5
Coding region: 1715-2203 (162 amino acids)
Source: RefSeq, a predicted model, not a curated record